CGCAGCUCCUCAUUCCACCUCCAGGAAGUCGAACUGGAGGAGGGGGGGCAAACUCAGGGAGGCGGGGCUCGGCUCUCACCACGGGGACAGCACGACGGCCCACGGCCCCCCGCCUCUACCCCGCUCCGGAUCCGGGAUCUGAGCGCCGGCCGAGGUGCCCGGGCACUCCCUCGGCGGGCCGGAUGGCGGACCCGGGCCCAGAUCCCGAAUCUGAGUCGGAAUCGGUGUUCCCGCGGGAGGUCGGGCUCUUCGCGGACUCUUACUCGGAGAAGAGCCGGUUCUGCUUCUGUGGGCAUGUGCUGAACAUCACGCAGAACUUUGGGUCCCGCCUCGGGGUGGCGGCGUGCGUGUGGGACGCGGCCUUGAGCCUGUGCAAUUAUUUCGAGAGUCAAAAUGUGGAUUUCCGAGGCAAGAAGGUGAUUGAACUGGGUGCGGGGACAGGCAUCGUGGGGAUCUUGGCAGCGCUGCAGGCCAGCAGGUGGCACCAUCUUCGUUUGGUGCGUUCCAGUGGAAAAUUUUGGCCCUUCCGCCGCGCCGUAGGUUUGUCGCCUUACCGGUGCGCGCCCAAGAGGGAGUGUAGUGCCGCCCGGGAGAUGUGGAUGCUGCGGUCACUGCGCGUGUUCCUGGUCGCGCGGACCGGGAGCCACACGGCGGGGUCCGUUCUGCGUCAGUCGCCCCAGCCACGGCACACAUUUCAUGCUGGGCCAUGUCUGUAUGCCUCGGCCUCCAGCAAGGAGCUCCUCAUGAAACUGCGGCGGAAAACAGGCUACUCUUUUGUAAAUUGCAAGAAAGCUCUGGAGACUUGUGGCGAGGACCUCAAACAGGCAGAGACCUGGCUCCACAAGCAGGCCCAGAAGGAGGGCUGGAGCAAAGCUGCCAAGCUCCAAGGGAGGAAGACCAAAGAAGGCCUGAUUGGACUGUUGCAGGAAGGAAACACGACUGUAUUAGUAGAAGUAAACUGUGAGACGGAUUUUGUUUCUAGAAAUUUAAAAUUUCAACAGUUGGUCCAGCAAGUAGCCCUUGGAACCAUGAUGCAUUGUCAGAACUUAAAAGAUCAACUGUCUACAUACAGUAAAGGUUUCUUGAAUUCCUCUGAGCUUUCUAGACUUCCGGCAGGACCUGACAGAGAAGGCUCACUCAAGGAUCACUUGGCUUUAGCAAUUGAUCUGCAUUUCCAAAUCAGAGCUGUCUCUGAACUUCCACUUCCUGAACACAACUUCUUGCAGAACAUAUCCUCUUGACUGCUCUAAGCACCUUAAAGAUAACACCCUCAAGAUGUAGCUCUUCUUUACUAAACCUGUAUUUAUCUGAAUCUCCACUUUUGAUAAGUGGUAUCCAUCUAGUCAUCUAAGGCAGAAACCUGGGAGUUUCCUAGAAACCCACCAUAUCCAAUGAGUCACCAGGGCUGACCAACUUUACCACGUAAGCAUUUGUCAAAUCUGUCAGCAUCCCUCCAUCCCUACUCCAGUGCCCUUAUGUGGGCCCACAGUAGCUCUUACUUGACCAUGACAAUAGUCUACUGAUCGCCUUUGUUCCCCCAAAGGCCAUAUCCUCUGCAUGUGGAGUCCGUUGCUAUUGAUCCUAAGAUUAAAAAGUGCAUGAUGAUAGGAUAGCUUGAUUUUUCCAAAGCAAGGUGGGAAAAUGCCCAGGAUGGUGAGUUUCAAACAUCACUCUCUUCUCUCCACCCCUGGCAAAAAAAUCCCAGACUUUCUUUUGGUCACUACUGACAAAGGUUUGAUUGAGUUGGGGAUGGUCCAGGGCUACCCUGGGUUUAUUCUAGGGUGGGGAUACUAUACACAA
Sapajus apella (tufted capuchin) is the source of this 1800-nucleotide messenger RNA. Its product is annotated as EEF1A lysine methyltransferase 3. Gene Ontology annotation, molecular function: protein-lysine N-methyltransferase activity; protein binding; translation elongation factor activity. Lineage: Eukaryota; Metazoa; Chordata; Mammalia; Primates; Cebidae. Gene Ontology annotation, biological process: peptidyl-lysine methylation; mitochondrial translational elongation. Gene Ontology annotation, cellular component: cytoplasm; mitochondrial matrix; cytosol. The record is from RefSeq and is a predicted model, not a curated record. The transcript has 8 exons. The coding region runs from base 183 to 1241 and encodes 352 amino acids.